Messenger RNA from Oenanthe melanoleuca, 3209 nucleotides. RefSeq names its product sarcoglycan beta (gene SGCB). The coding region runs from base 33 to 980 and encodes 315 amino acids. The record is from RefSeq and is a predicted model, not a curated record. Gene Ontology annotation, biological process: muscle organ development. The transcript has 6 exons. Lineage: Eukaryota; Metazoa; Chordata; Aves; Passeriformes; Muscicapidae. Gene Ontology annotation, cellular component: sarcoglycan complex; sarcolemma.
CCCGCGGCCCCUGCGCAGCGGCGGCGGGGAAGAUGGCGGCGGCCGCCCCCGAGCAGCAAAGUUCUAAUGGUCCAGUGAAGAAGUCUAUGCGAGAGAAGGCAGUGGAACGCAGGAAUGUUAACAAGGAGCACAACAGUAACUUCAAAGCAGGAUACAUUCCAAUUGAUGAAGACCGUCUCCAUAAGACAGGGUUACGAGGCAGGAAAGGCAACUUGGCCAUAUGUGUGAUUGUUGUUCUUUUCAUUUUGGCCGUCAUCAAUCUGAUUAUUACCCUGGUUAUCUGGGCAGUGAUAAGAAUUGGUCCCAAUGGUUGUGACAGUAUGGAAUUCCAUGAGAGUGGCUUGUUGCGGUUUAAGCAGGUGUCUGACAUGGGUGUUAUACAUCCCUUAUAUAAAAGCACUGUAGGAGGGAGACGGAAUGAAGACUUGGUGAUCACUGGGAAUAAUCAGCCAAUUGUAUUUCAGCAAGGAACAACCAAGCUUAGUGUGGAAAAAGACAAAACUUCUAUUACCAGCGAUAUUGGCAUGGAAUUUGUUGACCCACGAACACAAAAUACUUUGUUCAGCACUGACUAUGAAACUCAUGAGUUUCAUCUGCCAAAUGGAGUUAAAAUCUUGAAUGUACAAAAGGCAUCUACAGAGAGGAUUACCAGCAAUGCAACCAGUGAUCUAAACAUAAAGGUUGAUGGUCGUGCCAUUGUCCGGGGAAAUGAAGGUGUUUUUAUCACAGGCAAGACAAUUGAGUUUCGAAUGGGUGGAAACAUGGAACUUAAAGCAGAAAACAGCAUCAUCCUGAACGGAACUGUGAUGGUCAGCCCAUCACGACUGCCAAGUUCUUCUUACGGGGAGCAGUUCAAUAACGGCAACUGGCUGCGCUUCAAGCUCUGCAUGUGUGCGGACGGGACGCUGUUCAAGGUUCAGGUGACAGGGCAUAACAUGGGCUGUCAGACCUCUGUCAACCCGUGUGGAGCCACACACUGAAACAGACUGCUGCUGGGACAGGUCUCAUUUGUGUUUACAUAGAUUUGUAUGAAGUAAUUGCAUGCCUUCAAGGGUUUCUUUUUUUACAGCAGUUUAUACUAACAUUUCUUACAUAGUAUUUUUAAGGAAGGGCUGUUAUGGUCAGCAGGAUUAGGUCAUCAUCCUGUCAGCUGCAGUAGUGGCACUGAAUCAGUAAGCUUUCAGUGUACAUGCCUACUGAAGUACCAUCUCAAAUUUGGAUCAGUAGAAUAUAUGUAAAGAACAUAAUCUUGGCAACAACUCUACAGCCUGCACUUGUCUCUGGAGGAGGUUUUUGUCUUGUGUCCCAAGACAUUGAAGACUGCUGAAAACACAACUGCAGUCUGAAGUAUUUCAAAGGAAUGUCAACUUUUUGUUGGAAAUAGAUUUUCCUAAGACGGCUGAAGUGGCAGACCUUUCUUGUUGAUACAUUGAUUUACUGCAAACUUGGGUGGUUUACCAGAUGUGUACUGAGAGGGGUAAUGGCAGAUUCACUUUAAAAUAUUGCAUUAUUUCUGACAUGUAUUCUCAUGUUGUUAAAAAAAUUACGUUACCAUGAAUAAUAUUUGCAAAGUAAUAUGGAAAUUAAUAUGGAAAUGUAACUUGAAUUUUGAAGUAGUCUUGCGGUUAUUGAAGUGUUGCUUGAACUUCCAUUCUGUCUGUGCAGUUAAUGCAUUCUGCAGUUGCUAAAUUUAUGUGAAGUACUUACAAAACGUGUUUAUAUUAGAAGUACAUUUUUAAAGAUGUACUUACAACUUGCUAACUACCCAAAAAUAAUGUUUUCCUGGGUGCUCUGAUGUUAACAGUGUCUGAGUCCAUUACUCAAUAGGUAAUAAUCUAAGUAUAGCUAUUGCAGCAGUGCCUAAGGUCAGAUCUCUCCUUCCCCAUAAAUGUCAGUACUGAUGCAUUACUGAGAACAUCGGAAUUAAAUUCUGAAGUUAAAAUGCAGGUCUGUAAUUCUAAAUGUGGUGGUAGGACAUCAGGGUAAAUAUAUGUGUAUCAUAAUUAGUCAACACUGAAACUAUGCUGAACUGGGGUCUAUUACAGCCUUCCAACUGCUUUUGCAGCAGUGAGGUGGUUUGUGCUAAAAACAGAACAGCUAUUUAUAAGAUUCCUUCUUUCCCCACCCAAUGUAUUUCUUCAGUUUAAAAUAGUUUUGUUUUGCAGUAGCAUCAAGUAACCUUAAUAUUGGAGCCCUCAAAGUGACAUACAACAGCUUUUUGAAAAGUUUUUUGAUAAGCACACACUUCUUUACCUAAAAGUUGUGUGAGUUUUACACAUUAACUUCAGAACUGAUUAUUUGUUACAGGAAGGUAAACUAUCUACCCCUGUUUUACAGUGCUCAAAGUAUAUAGGAUUCCAUAAAACACAAAUCGGCUCCUGCUGAACAAGAAAUUCAUAUCUAAGGUCCCAAUUUCGGAAUUCUGGAAGGCUGUAAGCACUCAUGCAGAAUGUGCAUUACAGCACAUGGGGGAGGUCAGAGGAGUCAUAUUUCCCCCACUGCUCAAAGGCAAAGCCAGAUUUUGAUGCUCAAAAGCAACCAGGUUGUUGGGAUUUUGGGGCUGGACAGCAGUGGAGCUGUUCUGACAAAAUCAGAAUAAGCAGAAUAUAAUGUAGCAAAAAACAUUGAGUUCUCACAUUAAAGAUUAUGGGGAAGUACUAACAUUUUGCAUACUACCUUCAUGGACCUUAUACUUUCAUCACUUAUAGUUACUAAACACUUUAACAUGCAUUUUGCUGCUUUACACCCGUCUUUGCUGCUAAGCAGAGCCUGUUAGUAUUUGUUACAGUUAAGAGGAGGAAAUAAACUAACAUUUUUAGAUUUUCACUCUCAUGCUAAUAGAAGUUUGUCACUUUAUUUUUAUGUAUAAAAAUGCAAACACAUCCUAAAAAUAUAGAGAGCAGUAUCCUGAAAGCUGAAGUACAUCCUGAAAAUGGCAGAUACUGCCUUGGUCAAGUAGGUUAUACAUAUAUUAGAGCUCCUCUCUGAUUAAUACUGACAUCCUAUAUGCUAGUGUUGGAUUCUUGGAAUUAUCAAGAGUUCUUUUUAAAAUACAGUGUGCAGUGUAGAGCUGAAAGAUUUGUCACAAAGGUACACUUAAAUCAUGAUCUGCAGAAUUGUUUCUGAAGUGUGGAUUUUUUUAUCAAAAUGUAGCAAAACAAAUCAUAACAAUACCAAAUGAAAUAAAUUAUCAAAUUUGGUAGUCACUA